AGAAAAAGGAAAGUGAAAGGACGAGAAAAGAAAUGGAAAGAGCGGAAAGUGAUAGAAAGAGUGUUAAAUGUGAAGACGAGGAAGAAACAAGGGAAAGGGAAAUACAGAAAUGUUUAAAUGAAUUUCAAGACAAUUGUGAUGAUAGAGAUUUUGUGGAUGAACAAGAAAUUGAUUUGGAGGAUGUUUUCAAAGGUCUUGAAGAAAAACAAGAUUCGGAAAUCGAAAGUCUGCCAGAUCUGCCCCCCAGGGCUCCUUCGCCGAAGAGAAAAAAACCUAAUCUUAAAAAACUCCAAGUGCAGACGAGAAUGAAAACUAUAAACUAUUCUAAACAUGCUACUUUGUUAUCUAAGGCUAUGUGCAACAGUCGAAUACGUUUACUUACUAUCGAAGAACAAAAAGAGAAGUUCAACGCGAAGCUGCAAACUCCAGACUUCGUGCGAGCGCCUUUCAAGUGCGCCAUUUGCCUCUGUACGUCAUUUCGCUCGCUCGAGGAUCUGGUUAUUCAUCUCGAAACUUAUAAGUCCCAGAGUAAAAAACACAUUUGUGCAAUAUGCAAGCGUCGGUAUGAAACGGAGGCACAGUUGACCGCCCACUCUGCCAAGAUGCAUUGGUAUGAAUAUGUAUGCAACACAUGCGGGAAGAAGUGCGAUACCUAUUACGAUAUAGUGUACUGCUUUGAGAGUCACCUGAAACAUGGGAAAAUGAUACUUAAUAACGCCUUUAUAAGAUUGCCGCUUUGCAACGAAGCUAUGUAUCACACUAUGGACAAGUACACGGGUCUCAAGGAAACAAUUGUAAAAUGUACCCAAUGCAACAUUGGCUUUCAGAAAAUCAAAGAAUUAACAGCACAUCUAAGUCUGCACUUAUCCCCACAGAAUGCAACACAGCAGAAACAAAUGUUCGAAUGUGACAUAUGUCACUUGAUGUUCACCAAGCGCAACAAACUGUCCACCCAUAUGAAGCAAUGGCACCUAUAUUCGUACACUUGCAACUCGUGUAGUGACAGUUUUAUGAACUGGCAGCAAGUUGUCUAUCAUAUGAAACACAACAUCUGUAAAGUAGACAAGGCCAGCAAACAUAUGACAUGCAGAUUCUGCAAUAAGGUGGUCAAAGUGAAAACAUACGGAGGAUACAAACACAUGUAUUUAUAUCACUUCACGCAACAUUUCAACGUGCAUUGCAACUUAUGCGGCGAAUCCUAUGAGUCCAACUUCAACUUGUACCGACAUCAGAUUGCGAAGCAUGGCUAUGCGCGAAUAAACCACCACGAGCUUGGCGAUCCUCGUUACCACUGUGCCCACUGCAAAUUCUUUUUCGCUGACGACAAAGCUUUUCAAGAACACGUAGUGAGGUACGGGCACGACGAGGUUAAAGACAUUCCAAAUGGGUGCACAAUGUGCAGACAAGUAUUCGAGAACGUGGAACAACAGCGUGAUCACAUCUGUAAACAACCCUACGGCUCUCGAUAUAAAGCUUUAUAUCCAAAAACUUGCUGCUACUGCGAUGUCCAGCUCAGCUGCCAUCUCGAGUACUCCACACACAUGCACACGGUUCACAGAGAGCUAACAUACAUGCCUCUCUCUGGUUACGACUUGUGCGAGCGCUGCGGCAAAACGGUCUACAAAAGAGGUAUGGAGUCGCACAUAAAACUCCAUCACGACACUACCGUAAAAUCAGUAUCAUGCAGGUACUGUCCAGAUAUGUUCAACAACCACACGUCGGCUGUCAGUCAUAUGUUAACCAACCACACGCAUAAGCCGUACCUCUGCGCUAUUUGUCCAUUGCGUUUUAAGCAUCGAUGCGAAGCGCGGGACCAUAUACUCAAGGUACACACACCAGUCAUGCUGUACUAUUGCAGUACUUGUGAUCGCCGCUUUUCACAUCUGGACUAUCUCAACGACCAUUCUGUCAAGAUUCACGGCACCAACAUCAAAGGGCGCUCUGUUUACCUUCCUCGCAGGAAAGCAAGGCGUAUUGUGGUAUACCCACACAUGAAGAUAGAUUGUACACUAAUUGAUAAAGAAUACUUGGAAAAGGCAGAAAUUGAAAUUUGUGAUUAUAUGGAUGAAAAUGAUAAAAAACUGGACAACUAUUUAGAAUAUGUCGUGUUCAAUAAUGCAGGCGAAACAAUUGUUAAGGCCAAAAAAAAGAAACCAUAUAAAUAUAAAAAGCAGAAAAAGACAACAAAUAUAAUUGAUAACAGGAACAUAAUGUACGUAAAGAAUAUUAAAAUCCCCACCGGUGAUAACGUACCUGUUACAUCAAGAGUUAAUGAGUUAACUAGUAUUUGUAAUGACGGGAGCUGCGAUCCUCACAAUACAGUGGAAGCUAGACAAGUUGAGAAGGCUCUGAUUGAAGAUGUUUCACAAGAGGAUAUUGAUGCCGAUGAUGGAGUAAAUGACGAAAGUAUGGUUGAAUAUAUAAAUGAAGAUGAAAGUAUGGUUGAUGACGUAAAUGAAGUUCUUAUUGAAAACGUAAAUGAAGAAACAAUUGGAGGACACCAAGAAGGUGUAGGUGGUGACAUCAUGGAAGUGGACAUGUUAGAUGAUCUAUACGAAAAUCAUGACGUAAUUGAUGUGGCCGGUUGUGAAUAUGUUAUGGCAGGUGGAACACUUUAUAAAAUUAUUAGAGAAUAAUGAAAACAUAACGAAAUGUUGGUCGUUUACUACCCUUCCCAGUGGAGAAUAUUUUUAAUUAUGUUGUUUUUAAGUGAUUAUAACAAUGAUAUGUACGGUUGUA
Messenger RNA from Hyposmocoma kahamanoa, 2739 nucleotides. Its product is annotated as zinc finger protein 600-like. Lineage: Eukaryota; Metazoa; Arthropoda; Insecta; Lepidoptera; Cosmopterigidae. Gene Ontology annotation, biological process: regulation of transcription by RNA polymerase II. The transcript has 16 exons. Gene Ontology annotation, cellular component: nucleus. The record is from RefSeq and is a predicted model, not a curated record. Bases 33 to 2636 code for a protein of 867 amino acids. Gene Ontology annotation, molecular function: DNA-binding transcription factor activity, RNA polymerase II-specific; RNA polymerase II transcription regulatory region sequence-specific DNA binding.